This is a messenger RNA of Striga asiatica, 627 nucleotides long. The record is from the annotation of a GenBank genome assembly. Lineage: Eukaryota; Viridiplantae; Streptophyta; Magnoliopsida; Lamiales; Orobanchaceae.
AUGGUUUCUGGUCGAUUGGUGAAGUUUGUUGAUGAUAUUGAGCAUUAUUUCCAGAAUCUUGUUUUUUAUUAUUUUGAUGAGUUAGUUGAUGGUUUUCUGUUAGUAGCUAAUAGCUAUAUAUAUACAUUAUAUUUUCUGAAUCCCAAACAUCUUUGUUUGUUGAUGAUAUUGUUUGUUGACUUAAGAGCAUUAUUUCCUGAAUCUUGUUUUCUAUGUUACAAUGUUUAUUUCUCUUUGGUUGCAUUGGAGUUGCAGAAUGAAGUGUUGAUGCUGAAUGCGGCAUCUGCACAAUCUAAAAGCUUUUUGGCUUCUCGCAAUCUGGGCAAUAAAACUACAAAAGGUUCCCACUUUAGCCUUCUUGAGCAAAGGGACCAACUCCCCUUUCACAUGAAGGCUCAUGACCUCAUCGGCUCCACCGACCAGUUUUUUUCCGACGAACACUGCCGGAAGGCUCUUCUGCUGACCGGAAAACGCCAAGAUUGCCAGCUCGAGCUGCUGCCCGUUGGGCAUUUCGUCAAGCUCGUAAACCGUUGGAUUUGCUCCAAAGCUGCAUAUGAGUGUCUUAAUGGUGUGGGAUAUGCAGCAAUUGGACUUGCCGAAUAUUACCACCGGCUUGUCGGCCGUUAG